AUAAGCCUUACAUCAAGCUAAGCCAUAAACCCUAACAAAGUGGGCACUCCCUCAUGUCAAAAGGAAGUCAUUAUCCCCCUUAGCCUCAAUCACUGGGCAAUCAAGAUAUUCGAAAGGAGUAGUAGCCUUCAUGGAAUAAAAAGUGCUAAUGAAAUUGCACUGCUUUUUUCCUAAGUUCUUUAAUAUUUCAUUUUCUCCUUAAAAUACAAGCAUAUUCCUUUAAAUAUUUUAAUUGAUUUGAGAAUACAGGCAAAAUAUAGCAGCAGUAUAUUUUAUUCUUUGAGACAAACAUUUUACAUUUUUUUCACAGAAUCUAGCUAGCUUAUGUACCGUAUGUAUGUCCUAUAUGUAUGUAUGUAUUUGCUUAGUGUCAGUUAUGUGCCUUUGAUGGUACUUGUGCAUGCAAGGAAAAAGCUAAUGUACAUGUGAAUAUAACUCCUACACACUCAGUAUCACAAGUGUUUCUAUGGAAACCCGUAUUCUAAUAUUUCAAAGGGCAAUGGAAAUUCAUAAAUGCUUUAGACAUCAACUUGGUUUGGCAUACACAUAGCAGCUAUUUGCAUAAGGUAUGUUCCUUAUGGAGAGAACUAGUUCCAAUAACUCUUUAUUCUCACUUUCUUUUCUCUACCAUAACAAAACAUAUUUGUCAUUCACCCCCAUAAACCUUCCCCUUUGACAGGAACAACACUCUCCUCCCACCCCUUUCCCUUCAAAGGAAGUACAGUGAUGGCUGAAAGAAACCUGAGUGUGGAGACAACCUUUGCCCUCUUGGGAUUCACAGAUUACCCAGAGCUUCAGAUUCCUCUUUUCCUUGUGUUUCUGAUCAUGUACAGUGUCACCGUGGUAAGGAAUCUUGGGAUGAUAGUGAUCAUCAAGAUUAACCCCAAAUUUCAAACCCCCAUGUACUUUUUCCUUAGUCACCUUUCUUUUGUUGAUUUUUGUUACUUCUCUAUCGUUACUCCAAAGCUGCUUGAAAACUUGGUCAUGGCAGAUAAAAGCAUCUUCUACUUUAGCUGUAUGCUCCAGUUCUCCCUGUCCUGCACUGCAGUGGUGACUGAGUCCUUUCUGCUGGCAGUGAUGGCCUAUGACCACUUUGUGGCCAUCUGCAAUCCUCUGCUCUAUACAGUGGCCAUGUCACAAAGACUCUGUGCCCUGCUGGUGGCUGGCUCAUAUCUGUGGGGGAUGUUUGGCUCCUUGGUACUCCUUUGCUAUGCUCUCCUUCUAGACUUCUCUGGACACAAUGUAAUCAACCACUUUUUCUGUGAGUAUACUACUCUCAUAGCUGUCUCUAGCUCUGAUAUAUGCAUUCCCCAACGUCUGCUUUUUGGGUUUGCCACCUCCAAUGAGGUGAGUACACUACUAAUCAUUCUCACUUCAUACGUUUUUAUUUUUGUGAGUGUACUAAAAAUCCAAUCUGCCAGUGGACAUCGCAAAGCCUUCUCCACCUGUGUCUCCCACCUGACUGCCAUCACCAUCUUUCACGGGACCAUCCUUUCCCUCUACUGUGUGCCUAACUCCAAAAACUCUUGGCAGACAGUCAAAGUGGCCUCUGUAUUCUACACAGUGGUCAGCCCCAUGCUGAACCCCCUCAUCUACAGCCUGAGGAACAAAGAUGUGAAAGAUGCAUUCUGAAAGUUAAUAGGUGCAAAAGUCCUAGUUCACUGACCCAAACUCAAAACACUGUUGGAGUCCCAAUGAGCAACUGGACCAGAACCUACAAUGCUUGUAAAAUCUGUAGGAUGUAUUUGUACGA
Molecule: messenger RNA, 1753 nt
Organism: Loxodonta africana (African savanna elephant)
Lineage: Eukaryota; Metazoa; Chordata; Mammalia; Proboscidea; Elephantidae
Product: olfactory receptor 5D14-like
Exons: 1
Coding region: 727-1632 (301 amino acids)
Biological process (GO): G protein-coupled receptor signaling pathway; sensory perception of smell
Cellular component (GO): membrane
Molecular function (GO): odorant binding; G protein-coupled receptor activity; olfactory receptor activity
Source: RefSeq, a predicted model, not a curated record